Cynoglossus semilaevis (tongue sole) is the source of this 2874-nucleotide messenger RNA. It is a transcript of the gene slc23a2, whose product is annotated as solute carrier family 23 member 2. The record is from RefSeq and is a predicted model, not a curated record. Gene Ontology annotation, molecular function: transmembrane transporter activity. The transcript has 16 exons. NCBI's taxonomy places the organism in Eukaryota, Metazoa, Chordata, Actinopteri, Pleuronectiformes, Cynoglossidae. Bases 319 to 2493 code for a protein of 724 amino acids. Gene Ontology annotation, biological process: transmembrane transport. Gene Ontology annotation, cellular component: membrane.
GAUCUAUGAGUCAUAACACAACGUGGUCCUGCGUGAUGACGAACGUCGACCCCCGUCGCUUUAUGAAAGGCAAGCUCCCUCCGUGAGUCGCGCGUCGGUGUGUCAGUUAGUUGUUGUGUAAGACAAGAAGCUCCUCAUGUUAAGAAGCCGUCUCCAGAGCGCACUCGUCUCAUCUACGCAGGUCAUUCUCGGUGUGUAUCCACCGGCUGUGAGUGUCGCUGCCUCCGUCCGCUCAGGUCCAACCGAACAGACCAGGGAGAAGAGUCUACGGUUAGCUGAGAAGGGAAGUGGGCUCCGCUUGCUCGUUUCGUCAGACAGAUGCUUCCAGCCGCCCAGCUUGACAAGAAUGAAGGAAUGUGUCAACUAGCAGAUGAGCCAUUUCUCAAGGAUGUUAUUGGACUGAAGAAUUCAUCUGCAGUAUUCACACCAGAAGAAGACAAAGGAGGGACAAGAGAGAGGCCAGAGAAGGAGGUGGAAGUGACUGACGAAGUUGAACUGGACACAAUGGGAGUAGGAAAAAACACCACCUCUAAGUCGAUGGAUGGUGGCAGUGAAGGAAAAUUUGAAGAGGAGAACAAACACAGCGCUGAUUUCUACCCUGUUUCGGUGCUCGUGAAUGGAGCCAGUGGGGCCAGCGGAGACCAGGACACUGAGAACACAGAGCUGAUGGCCAUAUACACUAAAGACAUUCAAAAUGCAGAGAAGAGCUCAAUGUCGGAGACACUGGACAGUACUGACAGUACUGAUGCUCGACGGAUGGACAUGAUUUACACCAUUGAAGACACUCCGCCCUGGUACCUGUGUGUUUUCCUGGGCUUACAGCACUACCUGACCUGCUUCAGUGGGACAAUCGCCGUGCCCUUCCUACUCGCUGAUGCCAUGUGCGUUGGGUUUGAUCAGUGGGCCACCAGUCAGCUCAUAGGGACCAUCUUUUUCUGUGUGGGCAUCACCACCCUACUACAGACCACCCUGGGCUGCAGGUUGCCUUUGUUUCAAGCUAGUGCGUUUGCUUUCCUCGCCCCAGCCAGGGCCAUCCUGUCCCUGGACAAGUGGAAGUGCAACACCACAGACGUUCCUGCAUUUAACAGCACCGAGCUUCUUAACACAGAGCACAUCUGGCAUCCAAGGAUACGGGAGAUCCAGGGGGCGAUCAUCGUGUCCUCUCUGAUUGAAGUAUGCAUCGGUGCACUUGGUCUUCCCGGAAUCCUUCUCAAGUACAUCGGACCCUUGACUAUCACGCCAACUGUAGCGCUCAUCGGCCUCUCUGGUUUCCAGGCUGCGGGGGAGAGGGCUGGGAAACACUGGGGCAUUGCCAUGCUGACUAUCUUUCUGGUGCUGGUUUUCUCACAGUACGCCAGAAACGUCCAGUUCCCUCUCCCUGUCUACAAAGCCAAGAAAGGCUGGACCUCCUAUAAACUGCAAGUCUUCAAAAUGUUCCCGAUCAUCAUGGCCAUUCUGGUUUCAUGGCUGCUGUGUUUUAUUUUUACUGUGACUGAUGUUUUCCCGCCGGAGACGGAUAAAUAUGGUUUCUACGCCCGUACUGACGCACGCCAGGGCAUCCUCACGGCUGCACCGUGGUUCAAGGUCCCGUAUCCCUUCCAGUGGGGUUUUCCCACGGUGACAGCAGCAGGAGUGAUCGGCAUGAUGAGCGCUGUGGUGUCCAGCAUCAUCGAGUCCAUCGGAGAUUACUACGCCUGCGCUCGUCUCUCUGGUGCUCCUCCACCACCCAUACACGCCAUCAACAGAGGCAUAUUUAUGGAGGGUAUUUCCUGUGUGCUGGAUGGAGUUUUUGGCACAGGAAAUGGCUCGACCUCCUCCAGCCCAAAUAUAGGCGUCCUGGGAAUCACCAAGGUGGGAAGCAGGCGCGUGAUCCAGUAUGGAGCGGCCAUGAUGCUGCUGCUAGGCAUGGUGGGUAAAUUCAGCGCUCUGUUUGCCUCGCUGCCUGACCCCGUCCUGGGAGCUCUGUUCUGCACGUUGUUCGGCAUGAUUACAGCCGUGGGACUGUCCAACCUGCAGUUUGUGGACCUCAACUCCUCCAGGAACCUCUUUGUCCUCGGCUUCUCCAUCUUUUUCGGCCUGAUGCUGCCGAGCUACCUCAAGAAGAACCCUCUGGUGACAGGAAUAGUUGAGGUCGACCAAGUGCUAAAUGUCCUCCUCACCACAGCCAUGUUUGUCGGAGGUUCAGUGGCCUUCAUUCUGGACAACACUAUCCCUGGUUCCUCCGAAGAACGAGGCCUUAAGAAGCUAAAGCGAGGCGUCGGCGUCAGCGGGACAGAACUGGAGGGCAUGAGAUCAUACGACCUGCCUUUCGGAAUGACCAUCAUCCGCAGAUAUUCCUUCUUCAAAUACUUACCCAUCAGCCCGGCCUUCACGGGCUAUCAGUGGGGGCGGUUACAGAAGGCCUGCAGGAGCAGGAUGGGACCCGGGGAAGUCGUGAAGGGAGGAGGAAUGGGAGGGGAGGGAGGCUCAGCAUCAGGGGAGAGUCGGGUAUAGUACACGUAGCUGUGUUUUGGGGGAGCGGAGGGCGAUGAGAGGAGGGUGGAGGUUCAGACAGUGCACCAACUCCCAUCACUCUGUGUUCUUUGUCCCAGGUCAGGCCCACGGUCGGCCUCUGCUAGUUUAGGUCUGUUUAACAAAUCAACACGGUUAACCCAAGAUUGUUGGUGUUUGUUUGUGUCUCGGUUUUAGCAGACACACACACACACACACACGUGACAACACUUCCAGAGUCCAGAGUGAGAGUGACGGAGGUUAAACGUUCAGAAACGGAAUGUCUUGAUUUUCACCACUGCCAACUCUAACGUGCCACUCUCUCCUCUGUGACUUUUUCCACUUAAAGCCCAGUGGUUUUGUCAUGGAUACAUCCCAUUAAAU